GGAUCUUCAAAAGAUGGCAAAAAUAAUUACAAUUCAUUUUCUGAUAUUACUUAUAUCAAUAAAAGUGCUUCAGGACAAAUUUGCAGUAUAGAUGUAUCAUUGAAAGAAAUUAUGAAAAAGACAAAAAGAGAUAAUAAACAUAAUGCCAAAAUAGCUUCAUCAUUAACAGAUUUUGAUUCGGCUGACCGAUUUAAUACCAAUAGAAUUAUAGGGCCUACUACACCUCCUAAAUUAAAUAUCAUCCAAAUGUAUUUCCCUUUAUUAGAUUCUUUUGGAUAUGACAACAAACAUUGUUAUGGCAAAGAAGUGCUGCGCCUAUGGUAA
Messenger RNA from Entrophospora sp. SA101, 324 nucleotides. NCBI's taxonomy places the organism in Eukaryota, Fungi, Glomeromycota, Glomeromycetes, Entrophosporales, Entrophosporaceae. The record is from the annotation of a GenBank genome assembly.